AUGCGGUCGCGGUGCUGCGUGCCCGUGGCAGCAAUCCCCUGCGUCCCUCAGCUGCGGGUGCAGUGUCGGCGCUAUCACGGUUUUCAGUUCGCCGGCUUUCAUGGGUGGAGGAUUCCGUACGAUGGCAAGACGAGAGUGACAAAGGAGGAGCUUGAGGGCACACGCUACUUCACACAACGUCCCAAGGAGAAGUGGGACUAUCAUCGAGUAGAUGAGAACAUAAAUUCCUCUUCCGAGUUUCGCCGGACGCACGAUAGACCUGCGUUCGAGCAGGGCAUGCGUGAGGACAACUCCACUAUGGACCACGGCGACAUGCAUAUCCCCAAGAAGUAUCGCCUGUAUGAGUACUUUGAUGAAUAUACAAAGCCUGGGGUAAACAAAAAGGUGGCCGCCUGUCAGGCGGUAAAGGAACAGUGGGAUGCAGAUGAAUUUUAUUACCCCGGAGAGGCGUGGCAGCAAAAUCGUCCUAGUUUCCGUAGCGCUCCCAAAGAAUUAUUAAAUCGACAAACCUGGUAUCACUGGUCAGACACCAUCAUGAAGUGGGAUGAGAUCCAGCCAACAAUUCGCACAAGAUCGUGGAACCCGGACUGGCCUCCUCCAGGUUACACUGUGCCAAAGUUACAGUGUAAAAAGGAGUUUGUCUUUGGUGUGGAAGAGCCUGGUCUUGUUUCCGAGGUGGAACGCUACAACUGGUUUCGAUCUUGGAGUGAUAGUAACAUGCGUUGUGGUUGGAAAGACGUUUGGCUCUUUGGGAUGCUGUUUGGCACAUUAUACUAUCUGGCUCGCAAUGCGCUUGACAUAGUUUCCAUGAGGGCCGUGAUGAGUAACAUGUACUACCCUGGUCGGCAGUUUGUACGCCCCUUUGGUGUCCCGAAGGACUGGGAAAAGGGUUUUUUUUGGUGGCAACGUCCGUUGGAGGAAUUUCCUAAUCAGGGCGAGGUUUGGUACAUGAAUGAGGCCCGAUUCAAAUACAUCAAUUACAUCAAGAAACGCGACGCUCAAGAAAAGGUCUUGGCGGAAGCCGAGGCGCAAGGGGUAUAA
Molecule: messenger RNA, 1041 nt
Organism: Trypanosoma conorhini
Lineage: Eukaryota; Euglenozoa; Kinetoplastea; Trypanosomatida; Trypanosomatidae
Exons: 1
Coding region: 1-1041 (346 amino acids)
Source: RefSeq, a predicted model, not a curated record